This is a messenger RNA of Daphnia carinata, 1024 nucleotides long. RefSeq lists its product as uncharacterized. Lineage: Eukaryota; Metazoa; Arthropoda; Branchiopoda; Diplostraca; Daphniidae. The coding region runs from base 76 to 819 and encodes 247 amino acids. The record is from RefSeq and is a predicted model, not a curated record. The transcript has 5 exons.
AAGUCCACUUGAACCGUUCGCGCAGGAUACUUCUACUGGAGAGAAACAAGGCUUUUAUAUUGCUCCUCCACAAGAAUGGCGUUCAAGCGUCCCGUAUCAGUUUCUUUGUUGUUGAUUGUAUGGGCCUGUUGCCUAACGGGCAUCAUAGCCCAAGAGGAACAACCCGUCGCAACAGGUGAUCGUGAAGGCAAGCAAAUCUUCUUUGUGCCUCAAUCGUAUCCAGCACGCCCGUACUACCAAGAUAGCUAUGCCUAUGGAGCUAACCCGUUUGCAGUUUCAUUGCCGCAAUUGCCUUUCUUCAGCCGCAAUCAGGAAGUUGAAGCACCCGGCUGGCCUUGGUCAUACCCAUCGCCGUCGCUCGGCCAUCCCAGUUAUGCUGCUUGGAGGGUUAACGACGGCAUCGACGAUAAAGAUAAACUCAAGUGGUGGAAAAAGCGAUUCAACAGGCAAGCCCUCAUCACUAUCAUUCCAGCACCGGCAGAAUGCACGAUUGCAGCUGUUGCGGAUGAUGGGCUUGGUCCUUGUAAACGAGCAACCGACGCCCAUCAUGGAACUCUCGAAGUCAAAUUGCAAACGGCAGGCCAAACGGCUGCAAUUGCCAUCACAUCUAGAUCACCAAUGAAUACCAGAAUCAGGUUGAUCUGUACUGAUUUGAAUGCCGUUGCCGUCUUUACAAACACUGGUAGAAUCAGUGCUGUAUCGGAUACACCGAGAACCGAAAUCGGACAGAUGCAAUUGAUCGUGACUAGCACGGCCGCCAAUGGCUUGUUGAAAUGCAACUGGCGAUCGUACACCUACUACACAGCUGCUUAUCCUUGAGCUUGAUUGACAUAUAGAACCCAACCAAUAAUUAUGUUACAUCAGCUCAACCCCGUGGUUAAAAAUCGUCAUUAAUGAAUCAGUGUAUAGACUACAUUUGCGUGUAUGAAGACGAUUUGUGGUAGUAUUUAUUUCAUACCCUAAAAAAGGCAUGAUUUUUUAGCUUGACUUAAUAUAAAUAAUACACAUAUUUACCAAAUUUUCU